Molecule: messenger RNA, 4886 nt
Organism: Chroicocephalus ridibundus (black-headed gull)
Lineage: Eukaryota; Metazoa; Chordata; Aves; Charadriiformes; Laridae
Gene: EXT2
Product: exostosin glycosyltransferase 2
Exons: 14
Coding region: 163-2319 (718 amino acids)
Cellular component (GO): membrane
Molecular function (GO): glycosyltransferase activity
Source: RefSeq, a predicted model, not a curated record
GCGGGGCGGUGGCGGGCCGUGGGCGUGUGUAGGCCGUCCCUGCCGGGCCGGGUGGCGGCUGCCGGGGGAGCCCCGCUCCGUGGGUCCGGCAGCGAGCUGGCGGCGCGGGCGCUGGGGCCCGAGCGACUGCGGGCGGAGAGACAAGAGAUAAUUGAUUCCAUUAUGUGUGCGUCGGCCAAAUAUAACACCCGGGGUCCAGCCCUCAUCCCAAGGAUGAAAACCAAGCAUCGCAUCUACUACAUCACUCUCUUUUCCAUAGUUCUGCUUGGCCUAAUUGCCACAGGAAUGUUCCAGUUCUGGCCUCACUCCAUAGAGUCAUCCAAUGACUGGACUGUUGAAAAACGCAGUGUCCAUGAUGUGCCUGUGGUCAAGCUUCCUGCUGAUAGCCCCAUUCCUGAGCGGGGAGACCUCAGCUGCAGGAUGCACACCUGCUUCGAUGUCUAUCGAUGUGGCUUCAAUCCCAAAAACAAAAUCAAGGUAUACAUCUACUCGCUGAAAAAGUACGUGGAUGAAUACGGGACAUCGGUGAGCAACACCAUUUCCAGGGAGUACAAUGAGCUGCUAACUGCCAUCUCUGACAGUGAAUUCUACACUGAUGAUGUCAACCGGGCCUGCCUUUUUGUGCCAUCCAUAGAUGUCCUCAAUCAGAAUGCACUCCGUAUCAAGGAGACAGCUCAGGCUUUGGCACAGUUAUCCAGGUGGGAUCGGGGCACAAAUCACUUGCUCUUCAAUAUGCUGCCUGGAGGGCCACCAGAUUAUAACACUGCCCUAGAUGUUCCUAGAGAUAGAGCUCUGCUGGCUGGUGGAGGCUUCUCCACGUGGACUUACCGGCAAGGCUAUGAUGUCAGUAUUCCUGUUUACAGCUCAUUGUCGGGGGAAGUGGAUCUGCCAGAAAGAGGACCGGGUCCUCGCAGGUAUUUCAUUCUGUCAUCUCAAAUGGCUCUGCACCCAGAAUACCGGUCCGAGUUGGAAGCUCUUCAAGCUGAGAAUGGGGAAUCAGUGUUGAUCCUAGACAAAUGUACAAAUCUGUCAGAUGGGGUCCCCGCUGUCCGCAAACGCUGUCACAAGAACCAAGUCUUUGAUUAUCCUCAAGUGCUUCAGGAGUCUACAUUCUGUGUUGUUCUACGUGGAGCCCGCCUGGGACAGGCUGUGCUAAGCGACGUUCUUCAAGCUGGAUGUGUCCCAGUCAUCAUUGCUGACUCCUACAUUUUACCUUUCUCUGAGGUUCUGGACUGGAAGAGGGCCUCAGUUGUCAUCCCUGAAGAAAAGAUGCCUGAAAUGUACGGUAUUCUGCAAAGUGUCCCCCAGCGACAGAUUGAAGAGAUGCAAAGACAGGCAAGGUGGUUUUGGGAAGCAUAUUUUCGGUCGAUGAAAGCAAUUGCUCUUGCUACUCUUCAGAUAAUCAAUGAUAGAAUUUACCCAUAUGCUGCGAUUUCUUAUGAAGAAUGGAAUGAUCCUCCAGCUGUGAAAUGGAGCAGUGUGAGCAACCCGCUCUUCCUUCCGCUGAUCCCACCUCAGUCCCAAGGUUUCACAGCCAUAGUUCUGACCUAUGACCGGGUGGAGAGCCUGUUCCGAGUCAUCACGGAGGUGUCUAAAGUGCCUAGUCUAUCUAAAUUGUUAGUUGUCUGGAACAACCAGAAUAAGAAUCCACCAGAAGAUUCCCUCUGGCCAAAGAUUCGUGUUCCCCUGAAAGUCGUUAGGACUGCGGAAAACAAACUUAGUAACCGCUUCUUCCCCUAUGAUGAGAUUGAAACAGAAGCAGUGUUGGCUAUUGAUGAUGAUAUCAUUAUGCUAACCUCAGAUGAACUCCAGUUUGGCUAUGAGGUUUGGCGUGAGUUCCCUGAUCGGUUGGUUGGAUAUCCAGGCCGCCUGCAUCUUUGGGACCACGAAAUGAACAAAUGGAAGUAUGAAUCAGAAUGGACCAAUGAAGUCUCCAUGGUGCUCACUGGGGCAGCGUUUUAUCACAAGUACUUCAACUAUCUUUACACCUACAAAAUGCCUGGAGACAUCAAGAACUGGGUGGAUGCUCAUAUGAACUGUGAAGAUAUUGCCAUGAAUUUUCUAGUGGCAAAUGUCACUGGCAAAUCAGUCAUUAAGGUGACCCCACGAAAGAAGUUCAAAUGUCCAGAAUGCACGGCAAUUGAUGGGUUAUCACUGGACCAGACACACAUGGUGGAAAGAUCUGAAUGCAUCAAUAAGUUUGCCUCAGUCUUUGGGACCAUGCCUCUGAAAGUGGUGGAGCACCGUGCUGACCCUGUCCUGUACAAAGAUGACUUUCCUGAGAAACUGAAGAGCUUUCCCAAUAUCGGCAGCUUGUAAAGGCAGCUGUGAGACAAACCUGAGUGAUGAAAAAGACGGCCAGAAAGGUGCUAUCAGGAAUAUGAGGCCCUGAAGAAAAAAAAUCGCUGGAGAGUGGGUUACAUCUGAGGCAGAUGGGAAUUAAUGUUUUAUUCUGGUAUGUUAUCUUCCCCUUACAUUGCGCAAAGAUGUAAUGGAAAGCUGAACAACUGCUUCUCUGUUGCUCACGGAGGAUUGAAUCUGUUCAUGGGUCCUCCCAGAAGUGUCAAACACAGACUUUUCUCCAAAGGAGGCUAUACACUUGAAAGAAUAAAACAGAAUCUCGCUCCCUGUGGUCUGAUUGGCAUGACUGACCUCUUCUAUCGAAUGUGCUUCAGUUCUCUGAUUUGUAAGCAUCCAUCCAUUCAAAGCAACUGUCUGCAACGUAUAGCUGCUCUGUUUUGGGAGGAGCUUAUUGCCUGUGCGGUUGGUGGGCCUCUGUCGUUUGAGCUUAAUGUUUCUCUAAGUAACUGUGUAACAAAUUAUAUAUUUUUUUUUCUGCAUAAUGAGACAAAUGUUUAUUUUUCUACAACAUCAGCAACAAAAAUCUGCGUGUUGUCAUGUGGUGUAAAGGGCAAAACAUUUUGUUACUUAAAUUAUUUUGAUGCAAAUUGAGACACACAGCAGCUGGGAGGAUGGUCUCCUUCAAAGCAGAGAGCUGCAGGACAGAACUCGAAUUCCUACACCUCUUCUGCAUAAAUCUCAGGUUUUCUGCCGCAUCCAUGCAAAAGACAGUGACUCUGUCAAAACUGCUUGUGUUACGCAUAGAAGAUGUAUCUUUCAGUCUUGCUGUAUUUUUAUUUUCAUUAUCAAAACAGCGGUCAGGUUAUAGUUUUAUAUUGCAGGCACACACAGGACAAGAGCUAUGAAGUAAGGUUUUCACAUAUGAAUCCUCUUCAGCAAGCAAACUCCUGUAAGUUACCAUUGUUGGAAAAAUCUGCUGGAUCUUUGCUUGUAGUUUAACUAAGGAACCUAUUGCCGCAGGUUGCCCCUGAAACAUACAGCUUAGGUAGGCUUUUGGAGAGGCUUUACGUUUCUUAAGAGCAUUGGAAUUGUUUCUCAAUACUGAAAUUAACCUGGAAUAGAAAACUAAAUGCAGCAAAAUUAGAAAUAAAAUUGCCUGGACUAUUACUUCUUGCCCUUUGAUAUUAAAGAUGGUCUCAAAUCGGGCUGAGAAAGGAAUCUCUGUUCCAGCUCCACUGACAAAAUGUUUGUUACCAGGUAAGGAUGAUUUCAGCGUCUUUUGAAACCUCCAUUGCUGCCAGUUACCGAGACAUCCUACUUGAUGGGCUGCUUUUUCUGUUACAUUGUGAGCAACGUUAUUCCUCAGAUUUUGCCAAACCCCAAACAAUAGGACAAGUGUUAGGCAUCACGGUUCACCCCCUCUCCUAAGCUGGAUAGGCAGCAAUGACAGAAAGCAAAUGAAAGUCAGGCUAGAAACAGGAAACAUCUGCUCCUAUUUGUCUCACCCCCACUAAGACUUAUCUUAUUGCCCAAUGCAGUGGAUGUGCUGUGAAUGAAAAUCAUAUUGGAACAAUAGCUCUGAGGGGAUGCUUCACUUCAUAACUCCCCUGGGAUGUGCCUGUAAACUGUAUCGUCCGAUUCUCUGGGAACGUUUAAUUACUAGUAAAUGUUUUUCGCUGCAGUCUUUGUUUCAUUCCUGACUUGCUGUGGGAGGGGGUAUAGGAGGAUAGCUGUUGCAGUGACAACUGCUGUCUGCACAGUGGGUAUCGCAAGAUAAAGGAAGGUUUGUCACUCGCUAUUUCUCCUUUGCAGCCUCUCAGUUCAUUCACGUGCACUUUCUUUCUGAAUCUUCUUGUUGAUUUAUGUCCUGGUGCUUGAGCAUCAGGAGAUACCAGCGUAUUUCCCUCGAGAAGUUUGCUUUAAAAGGGUAGCCGUGACAGAGCAGUAGUCACUUCAGUUUUGACUGUUCUUUGGGGCUGAUCUCAGCUUGGCAGGCCUUAGCAGUUUACCUGACUUCAACGUCUUCCUUACACAGAGUUGUGAAGCUGCUGUGAUUUCUUAGUUCUUUCUCAGUAAGCCAGUAAAAAAUAUACUUUUUGCAGAGUCUUAAAAGACAUGGAAGAUUUGAAAUAGUUGGUGGAAUAUUUUUAGGUGGAGACAGCCUAAGCAGCACUCCGAAACUGGUCUAUAGUCUCAGGUCAGUAAAAAGGCAACAGGUCCUUGUGCCUGCAUCCCAAAGCAUCUGAGUGAGUUCCCUUUCUACAAAAUGCCCACUGACCCCUAUCAAUCAUGGUUUGUCCUCUUACAGUUGCUUUUAUAGGGCCAUCUUACUUAGAUGGUAAUUUGUCUCUAGUUUGUGCCACGGAGAAAAUUGGGAAACUGACUAUUAAAAAAAAAAGAGGCCUACUUCCCCUCUACAUUUAUAAUUGUGAUAUUCUUGAUGCAAAAUCUGUAAAGGUAAGAUGUACCUGUAUGUCUGAUUUGGAAUGGGUUUAUUGUCAGUCUUUAAAUUAAGAUCAUUGUUAACUUUUCAUUGUAUAUGUAUGUUCUCAAAAAAGGGUUAAUGUUGGUAUAUUAAAAAAGUA